AUGCCCGAAGUCGAAGGCGGCGCGGUGCCGAGUCAGAGCAAGGGAUCGUGGUCCUCUUUUCUCAAAUCGAUUGCCUCUUUCAAUGGCGACUUGUCCUCGUUGACCGCACCAGCAUUCAUUCUCUCCACCCAAUCUCUGGUCGAAUUUUCGGCGUACUGGGCUGAAAACACAUCGCUGUUCAUUGCACCGACUCAAGAGAAGGAUCCAGCAAGACGUGCUCUGCUGGUGUUAAAGUGGCUGCUCAAUACCCUCAAACAACAAUACUGCUCCCGGUCAGAAAAACUCGGAUCUGAGAAGAAGCCACUCAAUCCAUUCCUAGGCGAGCUGUUCCUGGGGAAAUGGGACGACGAAUUCGGCGAGACAACGUUGGUGUCGGAGCAAGUCAGUCACCACCCUCCAGUCACAGCCUACUGCAUCACAAAUGAGAAGCACCGCAUACGGCUCCAAGGCUACAACGGCCAGAAAGCCAGUUUUAGUAGAACUAUCCAAGUCAAACAGAUUGGACAUGCUCUCUUGACCCUCCAUCCUCCCGACAGCGAGCAUGCAGAGACCUACCUCAUCACCCUGCCGGCUCUGCAUAUUGAAAGCCUCAUCUACGGAGCACCCUUUGUCGAGCUGAGCAAAUUCAUACAUAUUGUCUCAAGCACAGGGUACGUCGCCAAGAUCGACUUUACCGGCAAAGGCUGGCUCUCUGGGAAGAAGAACAGUUUCACGGCGUCGUUGUGGCGAGAGGGUGAAGGAUCGGAGAAGGAUCCCCUGUACACCGCGGACGGGCAAUGGUCAGACACAUUUACUAUUAGAGAGGGCGACAGCAAAAGGGGCAGAGAGAUCGAAACCUUCAAAUCGUCGAGCGUUAAACUGUCCAAGCUGAACGUCGCAUCCAUAGAAGAGCAAGAUGUUUUUGAGAGCCGCAGAGCAUGGUCAAAGGUCGCCCAGAGCAUUGAGAAGGGCGAAAUGGACGCUGCCUCGCACUACAAGUCCAGAAUCGAGAAUGCGCAGCGGGCGUUGCGCAAGAAGGAGCAAGAAGAAAAGCGAGAUUGGGAGCGGAUGUUUUUCGUUCAAGCGGAUCCCAAGGAUAAAUUGGAGAAGACGUUCCAAGACCUGGUGAAGGUGGUGACCAAUUUCGGUGUCAAUAGCUGGGAAGGCGUUGCGCCGGAUAAAACAGCGGGAAUAUGGAGGUAUAGCGAGGAGAAGGCUGCUCAAGCAAAGAAGCCCUUCCACAAGGAGGGACUGUUGGCUCUGGGGGAGAACCCAGACGGAACCUCUGCACCUGUGAGCAGGGUCCCGACGAACCAGAGCUCGAACCCGGCGAACUGA
Molecule: messenger RNA, 1317 nt
Organism: Fonsecaea erecta
Lineage: Eukaryota; Fungi; Ascomycota; Eurotiomycetes; Chaetothyriales; Herpotrichiellaceae
Exons: 2
Coding region: 1-1317 (438 amino acids)
Biological process (GO): endocytosis; piecemeal microautophagy of the nucleus; maintenance of cell polarity
Cellular component (GO): membrane; intracellular membrane-bounded organelle; cytosol
Molecular function (GO): oxysterol binding
Source: RefSeq, a predicted model, not a curated record